AUGAGCAAAUCCGAAUUCCAUCGCGCCGAUGAGCGCCGCUUCCUCGACGAGCGUGGCUCCUCGGGCCCGCUCGCGCCCAACGGCCUCAACCCCGCGACUAUAAUGGAAAAGGCGGUCCGCGAACGCAUCAUCGACAGCUACUUUUACAAGGAACAGUGUUUCGGUGUCAACGAAGCCGACAUUGUGGACCGCGUCGUCGAGCACGUCGACUACAUCGGCGGCGUCGCUGGCACCGUCCAAAAACCCACGCCAUUCCUCUGUCUCGCCUUCAAGCUGCUGCAGCUCGCGCCCUCCGACGACAUCCUAAACGAGUAUCUACAAUUUGGCGGCGAAAAGUUCAAGUACCUGCGCGCACUGGCACUGUUUUAUAUCCGCUUGACGAGGAAGGACCAUGACGUGUACAAGACGCUGGAGCCGUUUCUGGAGGACAGGCGGAAGCUGAGGAGGAAGGGCAGAAACGGGACCAGUUUGACGUAUAUGGAUGUCUUUGUUGACGACCUGUUGACGAAAGAUCGCGUUUGCGCUACGAGUCUGUGGAAGAUGCGGAAGAGGGACAUCCUGGAAGAUCUAGACAUGCUUGAACCGCGCGUCAGUCCGUUGGGGAACAUUGAAGAUCUAUUGGAAGAGGAGGACGAGGAAAUGCGCAAGGCAGAGGAGGAGCAGAAUAAUAACGACAGCGAAAGCGAGGGAGAGAUCAGGUCAAGGACACGUUCGAGAUCCAGGUCGAGGUCAAGAACACGAUCAAGAUCGCGCACACCUAGGUCACGGUCCAGGUCGAGAUCUUAUUCCCGGUCCCGAUCACCAGUAAGGAGGAGAAGAUCAAGGACGAGAUCGAGGUCGAGAACACCGGAGGACGGAAAUGACAAGGAGAGAAUGGAUGUCGGACCAGAGUAA
Molecule: messenger RNA, 894 nt
Organism: Sordaria macrospora k-hell
Lineage: Eukaryota; Fungi; Ascomycota; Sordariomycetes; Sordariales; Sordariaceae
Source: RefSeq, a predicted model, not a curated record